GAAGGCCAUCCUGGUCUUUCUGGGACCUCAUCUGAACCAGCGAUAUGACAAAUGACCACAUGAUGGCGCCAGUGAUCUGCUCCAGUUCAGAUGUUCCAGGACAGCGACCCCAUUGUCCUGUUUUGUGUUGUUUUGUGUUGUUUUGUGUUGUUUUGUGUUGUUUUGUGUUGUUUUGUGUUGUUAUUGUUGCGGACGCCGACCCGAAGUGCUCAUCUAGCAUUCGCCGAGCAGCCGGGGCCGCCAUUGUGGUAUGUGCCCCUCCCAGCAGAAGGACAACGGAUGGUGAUGUCCACCAACAGGCGUGGCCCCCCACCAGCGUGGUGCUGAGGAGCGCUCGGCUUCACACACCAACCUCCAUCCACUGCCUGUGACCCCCCCCCGUCUGAAACAGACAUGAAGUAGUUGGACUUCACCUUAUGGGCCGGAUGCACAUCUCAAACAUCUCUGUGGAUUUAGCUUGAGCUUUGACUGCGGUUCCCGGAAGGAAGUAUGUGGAGAUACACCAAGUUGUUUGCGUGCCUGCUGGUUCUGUGUGAAGAUGCGGCGUCACAGAGCAAGAUCUUCGGAGAGACGGAGCCGGUUCGAAUGGUGUCUGAGGGCUCGGACUGCCGCUGCAAGUGCAUCAUGCGCCCGCUCAGCAGGGAUGCGUGUUUGCGGCUGCGCAGUGGCAGCGUGCGCGUGGAGGACUUCUACACGGUAGAAACCGUCAGCUCUGGUUCUGACUGCAAAUGCUCCUGCACCGCGCCGCCGUCCUCCCUCAACCCCUGUGAGAACGAAUGGAAGAUGGAGAAGCUGAAGAAACAGGCCCCCGAGUUAUUAAAGCUCCAAUCCAUGGUGGACCUCCUCGAGGGAACACUUUACAGCAUGGAUCUGAUGAAAGUCCACUCGUACAUCAACAAGGUGGUCUCUCAGAUGAACACCCUGGAGGAGACGAUCAAGACCAACCUGACGCGAGACAAUGAAUUUGUCAGAAACAGCAUGGCAACGCUGACCAACCAGUUUAAGCGAUACGAGAACUACUCCAACAUUAUGAUGAGCAUCAAGAAGGAGAUCUCCGGUCUCAGUCUGCAGCUCCUUCAAAAAGAUUCCUCUGAGACUAAAGUGCAGGUCACUACCGAUGAGAGGACCAAGGGGGCCUUAAAACCACCCAACAAAAAGCCCCCCGUGGCCAAGCCCCCUCCCAAAGCCAAAGAAAAAGUCAUCAAGCCCAAGAAGGAGAUCAUUAAACCUGAAAAAGCAGUGAAGCCCAAUCCGACCGCCAAGAGCAAGGUGGUUGGCCACCAGCCCGGGGUGGUAAGGGGCAUCACGUACUACAAGGCUGCCAAGACGGACAAGGAUGAGGUCAGAGGAGACAACCCAGCCAAAACAUACGCACGUCAUCACGUCACCGAAACCCAGUCUGAGGACGGAGGAGCCGAAAUGGUUCUCGAAACGGCGGAAGCUACGAUUGCCGAACCUACCACUCCCGCUGCAUUCCACACCACCGUAGCGCCUACCGUCUCCACCAACGCCGCCACGGCACCAUCAGCGACCGCGGCAUGGACGAGCAGCCAAAGUACAGCGGCUGCAGAGAGGCCGGCCCCCACCAUCGUGCUGCUGCUGGACAACAGCAAUAACAACAGUCGGCCGACUCUUCACAGAGCAGGUAAAAUUCUUAGCUGCGAAGGAACUCUGGCGUCAAUCGAGCAGCCGGAGAAGCAGCACAGUUACGGACGCAACGAGGGAGCCUGGAUGAAGGAUCCCCUGGCCAAAGACUCCAAGAUCUACGUCACAAAUUAUUACUAUGGAAACAAUCUGGUGGAGUUCCGCAACCUGGACAACUUCAAGCAAGGCCGAUGGAGCAACCUUUUCAAACUUCCUUACAACUGGAUUGGCACCGGUCAUGUGGUUUAUAACGGAGCCUUCUACUACAACCGAGCCUUCACCAAGAACAUCAUCAAGUACGAUCUGAAGAUGCGGUACGUGGCAGCCUGGACGCUGUUACAUGACGUGGUGUAUGAGGACACCACCCCGUGGAAGUGGAGGGGUCACUCUGACAUGGACUUUGCCGUGGAUGAAAGCGGACUGUGGGUGAUCUAUCCCUCAGUGGACUACGACUAUCACCAGCAGGAAGUGAUCGUCAUCAGUAAGUUGGACCCCGGAGACCUGUCCCUGAGAAAGGAGAGCACCUGGAGGACCGGUCUGAAGAGGAACUCUUACGGCAACUGCUUCAUCAUCUGCGGUGUCCUGUAUGCCGUCAACGCGUACAACCAGAAGGAAGGCGAGGUCCACUAUGCUUACGACACGCACACCAACACGGAGGCCGUCCCACGCCUGGCCUUCACCAACGAGUACUCUUUCAUCACGCAGCUUGACUACAACCCCAAGGAGAAGCUCUUAUACGCUUGGGACAACGGCCAUCAGGUCACCUAUCGACUCAACUUUGUUGACCAGUGACGACAUCUCGUCAGCUCGCCGUCGUCCUGCUGGUAUGGACCCACGGUGCUUCCUGUUUGACCGCCGGUUUGACCCAAAACACUAUGUGCCAUAACUCUUCGUACCAGUACCCCGUAUUCACUGACGUCACCUUCGUGGUCCACAGGUGGAGUUCAUGUCGGUAAAUCUUCGUUGGUGAAAUGUCAGCAGGCUGGCAAACUCAAGGAGUAGUUCAAGGACGGAUGAUAAAUACAAUCAUACAUAAUUAUUUAUUAUACAUAAUAAAUACAUAAACAGCAACGUUGGCCUUUGGAGAUGAGCUGCUUGAAGGCCAUUCCAGGCUGGGAUUUUAGAACUCAACCACUGAAGGCCGCUUCAGCUGUUUGGUGGUCUGAAAAGCGGUCCAGAGGAGGAGGGGCGGGGCAAACCCAAGCAUCCACGGCACCGACCUACCUACCUUCCUACCUACCUACCUACCUACCUACCUACCUACCUACCUACCUACCCACCUACCCACCUUCCUACCUACCUUCCUACCUACCUACCUACCUACCUACCUACCCACCUACCUACCCACCUACCCACCUACCUACCUACCCACCUACCCACCUACGCACCUAUCUACCUACCUACCUACCUACCUACCUACCCACCUACCCACCUACCUACCUACCUACCUACCCACCUACCCACCUUCCUACCUACCUUCCUACCUACCUACCUACCCACCUACCUACCCACCUACCCACCUACCCACCUACCCACCUACCCACCUACGCACCUAUCUACCUACCUACCUACCUAACUGUCUACGUACCUUCCUACCUACCUUCCUACCUACCUACCUACCCACCUACCUACCCACCUACCCACCUACCUACCUACCCACCUACCCACCUACGCACCUAUCUACCUACCUACCUACCUACCUAACUGUCUACGUACCUUCCUACCUACCUACCUACCCACCUACCUACCUACCUACCUACCUACCUAACUGUCUACAUACCUUCCUACCUACCUACCCACCUACCCACCUACCUACCUACCUAAAGGUCUACAUACCUUCCUACCUACCUACCCACCUACCUACCCACCUACCCACCUACCUACCUACCUACCUAACUGUCUACAUACCUUCCUACCUACCUACCCACCUACCACAUGGAAACAACCAAGUAAAAACUGGGGGUGGGCAAAUGUUUGAACCAAUCCAAGGUUGUUGACGAUACCGACACUUUGUUGAUCCUGGUUAUGAUAAAAGUGGUUAGCAUGUUGGCUACACGGUCAGGACAUCAAGAGGACCUGGGUUCGAAUCUCUGUGUGGAGUUUGCAUGUUCUCCCCGUGCAUGCGUGGCUUUUCUCCGGGUACUCCGGUUUCCUCCCACAUUCCAAAAACAUGCUAGGUUAAUUGGCCACUCCAAAUUGUCCCUGGGAUUGGCUGGCCACCAGUCCAGGGUGUACCCCGCCUCUCGCCCAAAGACAGCUGGGAUAGGCUCCAACACCCCUGCGACCCUCGUGAGGAUAAGCGGUAUAGAAAACAGAUGGAUGGACGGAUGUGUAUUGGCUAAUAUUAGUGUAAAGGUGACUAUAGGGGUGCUAUUUCAUGCCUAGAGGGCUCUAAUAAGGUAAAAAAACAUAUUUAGAAGGUUGUAAACAGGAUUUCUAUGCUGCAAGUAUAAAAAUAUUCAAUUUUUAAGUAUCGUACAGUGGCAGAAAUUGACUUUUCAUGGUCAGGUCUGGAAUCGAUGAACUGCAAAAAACGAGGGAUUACUGUAUAUGGAAUACAUUUAGGAUGAUUUUUGUAAAAUGCUACUAAUUACUGUCAGAUGUGUGAUAUUACAUACAAUAUGUGUUACAUUGUUCAUGGUGUUUCAAUGAUGUUUCCUCCUUUCCUUUCCUUGGCUUCAUGAUGAAAAGCAGUGGCUUCAGGUCACUUUCCACUUUCCACUUUCCACUCUCCAAUUCCCAGCCACAAUCUAUUUGGAGGAAUCCCGUUUUUGCCGUUGGUCAGGCCCAGCAGCCGCUCUUGCAGCCGAGUCGUUAAUCUCCCUUUAAAACGGAUGCCAACAUUUCACACAGCUAAAAUGCUUUGGCUCUAAAGCCGGCAAUUGAACUCCACCAAUAGGAUUUUGUCUUCUGAUUGGCCGUACGUGACAACGGGCCGUACGUGUCGCUAAAAAGAAAAAACUGUGUGUACAGGUAUGGGUUUUUUGGUUUAUAUUUGUUUUCUAUAACGUGAAUUCAUUUGACGAUUACUAUGAUAUUGUUGAACAUUUAGUAUGACGGCAUUUAUGGCAUUAUACUGUAUAUACACAAGCUGACUGGAAAUAUUGAAUAUUUGACUGUCAAGACCCGUGUAGCCUUAAAGGGCCGGUGUGUAGGAUGGACGGUGUUCCCAUGACCAUGGACUGCCUCGCCAGAAGCCAUCGGACCUGCAGGAUCAGGGACAAAGGAGGGUUCUUGUCGCUCAGCUUCAUCCUGAACGUGACACGCCGGACCUCGAAGGCUGUCAGCCAUCUGCUUCUGCUAGCUCUCCAUCAUUUACUCCCAAGUCAUUUGAAUAAAGUCUGCAACAAACGAUGUCUGAUGUUUGCCGUGAAUGAGCUUGACGUCUUCACUCCAACUCACACAACACAAACCAACCCAAAGGACUCCCUCGCUCACAGUGCAACCAAAAAUAACAAGCAGUGGAACAUGCUGUUAUGGAAAUAAACAGUGACACACGGGAGGGGGGGGGGGGUGCUCUGGGAGUACGAGGCAUUGGACUGCCUGAUGCAGCUUCAAGUCCGAGUCUGUGGUUUUCUCCCGAAAAAGCAAAGCAGCUGGAAGUCUGCACGGAAUCUUGUCUGAGGCUGCUGGAAGAAGACGGAUGGGUGGACAUGACUAUGGAUGCAAAACAAUAUUAUCUUAUUGGAAUUUAUAACCUGCAAGGCAUGCUGGGUAACUUCCUGUGCACGAGGGUUUCCCAGAAUGGGGCCACCCCCUGCAAGAGCUGGCAUGAAGCUCUGCUUGAUCUUGGAUCCAAAGUGCACUGCAGGAUCUCUUCCAGGCAUGGCUCUGGGAUUUCCUGGCAAAGGAUUGGAAAAUCCCGUUCCAUGCGACUCGGGAGAGAGGCACGAAACAAGCCAAGAGUGGAAUGGCGGCGGGUGUGGGGGCUCCGUCCAUGUGGUCUUCAUUUAUGAGGAUCGGCACACCUUAUUUCACCUCUGAAACCAUUGGGCAUCCAUUGGGCUCAGAAAGACAUUAUUGGAUGUACAAACAUCACACAGCCGUUACCAUGGCGACACAGAUGCAACCAACCGGGGUUAAAGACCACAUUGCCAUCUUCCUUCCACAAUCUGAUGAACAUAACACGGAGGUGCAACCAUUCAUGAACUCCGUCACCCAUGUUGACAUGUUGUCAUGAAACAAUGGCGUCCGUCGCAGCUGGAAUGAUGAACACUGACAAUUCACAUGACCUACGCCACCGCAGGCCCAGCGCCUCACUUCAUCACAAAGGCUCUCCUGUUGCUUAACACAUUCAACUUGAUUGGCUUGUUCAUCAUCGUGUCAUCCUCAUCCUCAUCCUCAUGUCCUCGCCGUGGCACAAACUCGAGCUUUAGCCAUUCAUUUCCGAAAACCUGUUUACAACCUUGGAAAUGUGCUUUUUUUAACAUCAUUAGAGACCUCCAUAUGUGAAAUAACACCCCUAUGUCACCUCUACGCGCUACUUACCUUACUUAAAGAUAUUUAAGACAUAAUUAAGACUUUUUAUGCUUGAAAAAUGUGUAAACAACGCUCAAAUUUGCACAUUUUCUUUUAUUAAUAGCAUGUUUUCAACCUCAAAACGGAAUGAUUUAUUCAUUAAUAUCAUUUCGAAAAACAGUGAAGGCCCCAAAUUUGAUAUUGCCGGUAAAUUGGAGUAUUUCAAAAUGAGUUUCGAUGAGGCUGCAUCAGGAAGGAUAAAUUGGUACGACCCAAAUGGCAACCAAAGGUGGUGGACAGUAACAGUUUGUUCUUACGUUCGUUUGCUGUGGAUGAAUAAAUACCAUAUUUUUCAUCAGCCAACCACAAGCUCAUAGAACUGUCAUGCAUGGCCCAAUCCAUGCUUGGCAUGCCCCCCCCCCCACCCCCAAACACCACAGAGACUGGUUCUGUCAGACGACAAUGUGGGUAUAUUUCAACUAAUACACAAACUGUGUUUUGUGUGUAUUGUAUUUGUAUUUAGUGUGUAUUCCUGCCAGUGUGGUGUUUUUGUGUAGCUAGAAAUGGCCGCCUCGUGACGCAUGGCACGGAAAGCAGCUGCAGGAGUCUUCUUGCAAGAACACCCGUGUGACCUGAACUGAGACGCUGU
Messenger RNA from Doryrhamphus excisus (bluestripe pipefish), 6751 nucleotides. The record is from RefSeq and is a predicted model, not a curated record. NCBI's taxonomy places the organism in Eukaryota, Metazoa, Chordata, Actinopteri, Syngnathiformes, Syngnathidae.